UUAGUGUCUGUGUGGCCGCCAUCAGCUUCAGACGGCCUCCUUCAGACUGACUGAGCAGUGAGGAGGGCGGGACUAAGAGGUUGCCAUGGCGUCGACCAAUGAGGGCGGGGAGCGUGGUGAUCAGGCAGUUCCUGGUGGAGAGGAGGAGGAGCAGAGGAGCGUCCAAGGCAUCCAGUCUCACUACCUGCGCUGUCCGUCCCCCAGUUUCUCCAUGACGUCAGAGUCCAGGUUCUCCGCGAUCUCAGGCUCUGACGCCGCCAGCAUCUUCAUGGAGCCCAUCCACCUGUCGUCAGCCAUCGCCGCGAAGAAGAUCAUCAGCGAGGAGCUGCCGCCUCGCAGCGUGCGUGCCGAGUCCGUCUCGGAGUCCAUGCUGGAAACCGCAGAGCAGCUGAUGGUGGAAGACCUCUACAACCGUGUGCGGGACAUGAUUGAUGACCGCAGCCCCUACAACACCCCCUGUGUGCUGGACAUCCAGAGGGCAAUGGUGCAGGACCGCCUGGAGGCUCCCGUCAACCCCGUGGACGAGGUCUGGCCCAACGUCUUCAUCGGCGAGAAAUCGAUCGCAGUCAACAAGGCUCGUCUGAAGCGAAUGGGCAUCACCCACAUCCUGAACACCGCCCACGGCACAGGGGUCUACACGGGCCAGUCCUUCUACGCCGGCAUGAACAUCCAGUACAUGGGCAUCGAGGUGGACGACUUCUCCGACGCAGACAUCUCGGUGCACUUCCGCUCCACCGCCGAAUUCUUAGACGAGGCUCUUCUGACACACAAGGGAAAGGUUCUUGUGGUUUCCAUGAUGGGCGUCAGCCGCUCUGCUGUCCUGGUGGCGUCCUACCUGAUGAUCUUCCAGCACAUGACCAUCAUGGAGGCGCUGACCUCCAUGAGGAAAAAGCGCGCCAUCAACCCCAACGAAGGCUUCCUGAAGCAGCUGCGAGAGCUCAACGAGAACCUGAUGGAGGAGCGCGACGACGACGACGAGACGCUCAGCCAGUGCUCUGUUAUUGACGCCCGCGCACGUGCUCGCAUCUUCGGCGAGGGCGGGGACGACGAUGACGACGACGAUACUGAUAAAGAGGAAGAGCAGAGCAUGGUGGGGGUGAAAGCACACUCCAUCAUGAUGGAAGAGGAAGAGGAUGGAGAAAGUGUGAUGAGCAGCGUCGCCUCUUCUGCAGCCGCUGCGGCGCUCAGGAGUGGAUUGAUUGGAGCGCAGAACGGGCUGCACGACCAGGGCUCAGCCCGCAUUCAAGGAGAGAUGGUUUUACCCGAGCAGGAGGGCAGAGAAGACGGCGACGAUGACGACGGUCUCCACAGCAUGAUCCAUGAGUGGCAGCGCAGGAAUGAGAAAUAUCAGAACGAUGAUUGGUGGGAGGCGCAGCUGAACUGCGAUGGCGAGGAUGUGGAAUCUCUUAGCGAGGGCCGACCGAAGAAGACGAAGGAAGGUGUAGAAACCGACGUGGAGAGCGUCACCAGCGAGGACGUGCGAGCUGUGAAAGAGCGGUUGAAACGCCGCAACAGACGUCCGCCCUCAGACGCGAUGUCCACCUCCAGCUGCACAAGUUACUCUGAUCUUUGGAGACAGCGGUUGAGGGAAAUCGAGGAACAAGCUGCUGCUCGCUACCGCAAGAAAGAGGACGACAGUGGCAGUGAGAGCACCGCUACAGAAGGUGGCGAGGGAGCAAAGAAGAAGAUUGAGGACGAAGUGGAGAGCAUCCUCUCUGACACCAGCUCCAUGUACAACUUCUGCCGGAAGAACAAGGAUAAGAUGACGCCUUUGGAGCGCUGGCGCGUGAAGAGGAUCCAGUUCGGCUGGAACAAGAAAGAUCGAGAAGAUGGAGAGAAAAGUUCUGCAGGAAAUGGAGAGAGUGGCGAUGGCGAGGGAGAAGCCAAGACUCCAUCCCUCCAAGACGUCAACCUGACAGCGUAUCAGUCGUGGAAGCUGAGGCAGCAGAAGCGUCUCGGGGAGGAAAACACGGACGAGAUCUUGGAGUUGAGUCGGGGUGAAGACUCUGCAACCGUCAAACGGAGGCAAAGACGCGAGGAGAUCCUGGAGCGUUCAAAGAAAACUUUAGAAGAGAGUCAAUCGGUGUGUGGCUGGGAGACUGAGAGCUGCGUCAGUGGAGGUACAAUCCCUCUGUCCGCCUUCUGGACCGGAGCUGGAGUCACGGGUCCGCCGAGCGUUGCCAAUGACGACAACAUGUCCAUGCUCAGUGGCAGGUCAUCUGUCAUAUCUUCAGUUUCACAGGCUCGCAGUACAAGAUCAGCCCAAUCUGCAGUCCCAGGUAAUCCUGUGACACCAGUUCCCCCCAUCCUCCCCGUUCCUACUGUGCAGGGCCCUGGAGGUGAACCGAUGGUUAAUCUGGCCAGCAUCCAAAACUGGAUUGCUAACGUCGUCUCCGAAACGAUCAAACAGAAGCAAAGCGAGAUGAGCCUGCCUCCUCCGUCACGUGUGGGAUCGGAGCUCAGCUUUGGUGGUGCAUCGAGCGUGAUUUCAGGCCGUGGCGUGGACGAUGACAAAGCGUCCUUGUUGAGCGGCGCAUCCUAUUCCAGUGCACUGUCUCAGGGUCACGGUAGAGCAGCGUCGGUCCUCUCAGGUGGUGGGUCAAGCAGCGCCUCAGGUUUCACCGGAAGAGGCUCUGCCCUGGGAUCCACCCCUGGCUCCAUCCUGGGCUCCAAGAAGAACAAGAUCACCACCACCAGCGUGCCUCUUUUUAGCCUCUUCCAAGACCAGGUCAACAUGGGCAAACUGGACGCCAUGGACAAGGAGAUCAAGUCCGAGAUGAGGGGCAAGAUGGCUACGUACGAAAAGAAGAAGAUCCUGGAGGACAACAAACGCAGCACCCUCUACAAGAAAAAGAAACCAAAGGAGGACGAAGAUGAUGAGGAGGAGGCGGAGAGAAAGAAGAGAGAGGAGGAGUUUCUUGAGGAAACAAAGAAAAAGGAGAAACCCGCAAGGACUUACGGACUCUCUGGGUGCUUGAAUCUCAACCCUGCCCUGGAGAGAGACAAGAACACGAGCAUCGAUGACUGGCUGAAAAGCGUCAGGCCUCCUCAGAGGAAACCAGCCUCCGGAGCAGAAGCCGCUCCUUCGGAGGAUCCGGACGACGACCUCGACGCCUCCGCUUCCGAAUUCGACUUCUCAAGCCGCAGGGCCUCAUAUGCCGUCGAUGAGGAUAACGAGGAAACGUAUGGCGUUAGCUCCAGAUACAGGUCGAGGUUGCAUGAGGACCUGUCGGGUGGAGACGCAGAAUAUACCUACAACGGGUUCUCGCAGUCCCACAGCUACAGCCGGGCGGGGAGGUCGUACGCCGAGAGCGACGAGGGGUCGGAGAGCUACGGCGACGUCUCCGCAAAGAGGACAUUCGCUCGUCAUUCGCGAUACGAAAGCAGCGAGGCGGCAGGGAGGAGGAGUAGGAGGGAGGAAGCGGAGGAGGACAAGGAGGAGGAUGACAUUGCUACCUUCAUCGCCCAAACCAGGCAGAGGAUCAGAGCUCGGGCCGCCGCCGAGGCCGAAGACGACGAGGUGCUCGCAGCUUGGAGGGCGCAGCAGGAAGCGAAAUCGCAGAGCAGAAGUGAAUCUUAGACGAAACCACGAGUUUCACGAGAGUGAAGUGCUGCUGGUUCAAAGGGUUUUUUUUAACAAUAAAUUUAAAGAAUUAGUUUCCCAAAACUAUUGUUGAAGAAACACUGGAAGAACUGAGCUGGAGCCACGUUAACUUGAAUCGUUGACGUCUGUGUUUGGGAAGCCAGUUUUUAUGAUUAUCAGUCAGGAGAAAAGCACCUUUACCGACUCAUGAUGCACCAGAGCUCAUCCGGAUGAAUGUCCAGAGCCUGUAUUAUUAAUAAUGACUGAAAUAUAAGUAGCAUUAAGGUUUUGGUUGCACCACCGUUGAAUGUAAA
Molecule: messenger RNA, 3897 nt
Organism: Chelmon rostratus (copperband butterflyfish)
Lineage: Eukaryota; Metazoa; Chordata; Actinopteri; Chaetodontiformes; Chaetodontidae
Gene: styxl2
Product: dual specificity phosphatase 27
Exons: 6
Coding region: 86-3580 (1164 amino acids)
Biological process (GO): negative regulation of MAPK cascade; protein dephosphorylation
Cellular component (GO): cytoplasm
Molecular function (GO): protein tyrosine/serine/threonine phosphatase activity; MAP kinase phosphatase activity
Source: RefSeq, a predicted model, not a curated record